Messenger RNA from Emys orbicularis (European pond turtle), 921 nucleotides. It is a transcript of the gene ZCCHC9, whose product is annotated as zinc finger CCHC-type containing 9. NCBI's taxonomy places the organism in Eukaryota, Metazoa, Chordata, Testudines, Emydidae. Gene Ontology annotation, molecular function: nucleic acid binding; zinc ion binding. The coding region runs from base 83 to 880 and encodes 265 amino acids. The transcript has 6 exons. The record is from RefSeq and is a predicted model, not a curated record. Gene Ontology annotation, cellular component: nucleolus.
AGGCCCCACCCCCUGAUAGCCAGGCCGGAAGCUGGAAUCCGGCUGUAGACAGUGAGGCUUGUAAAAUAUUCCAGAAGAAAUCAUGACAAGGUGGGCCCGUACAAGUACCACUCAUAGCAAAAAGCCUCUAGACGCUACACCAUGGGAAGAUAUGAAAAAUGGAUCCACCAGUGGAACAGUGAGGAAUAAACAGCAAAAUUAUUCAAAUACGCUUUCUUUAAAGAAUGAUCAAGUGAAGAAGAAGAAUAAAAAGAAAAAGGACUAUUUGAAUGAAGAUGUUAAUGGAUUCAUGGAAUACUUAAAACAGAGCUCACAGGUUAUACAUAGUGGAAAGGUGAGAGCAGCAGACAGCCAUGAGAUGAGGGAAGAAGUAGCAACAGCCUUGAAGAAAGAUAAGCGUCGGGAGGGAAGAAGAUUGAAGAGACAAGAGAUGAAGAAAAACACCAUGGUAUGUUUCCACUGUAGGAAGCCUGGCCAUGGAAUUGCUGACUGCCCAGCUGCCCUUGAAAGUCAGGAUAUGGGUACUGGAAUCUGUUAUCGAUGUGGAUCUACAGAGCAUGAAAUCACCAAGUGUAGAGCAAAAGUAGAUCCAGCUCUUGGGGAAUUUCCAUAUGCAAAAUGUUUUAUUUGUGGCGAGAUGGGGCAUCUGUCAAGGUCAUGUCCAGAUAAUCCUAAAGGACUAUAUGCUGAAGGAGGCUGCUGCAGGCUUUGUGGAUCUGUGGAACACUUUAAAAAAGAUUGUCCAGAAAACCAGAACUCAGAUCAAGCAGUAACAGUUGGUCGAUGGUCCUAUGGAAUGAGUGCAGAUUAUGAAGAAAUUCUAGAGAGCCCUAAACUACAAAAACCAAAAGUAAAAGUACCAAAAGUUGUUAAUUUUUGAUAACUGCUCUCAGACUACAUUAAACAUCAUUUGUCUUCUGA